AUGUGUACCGGAUCCGUCGCCGAUCCGAAUGGCACAAGCGUGCAAACUCUCCAGGUUCAGUUGCAACUCGAUGGUACUCGUCCAGCUAGUCGCGAGACCGACCGCACGCGUAACAUCGACGUGUCCUCGGAGUGUGCACGAGCAUCGUACGGUACUCUCUCUGACCGGAGGUACUACACCGAAAUUUAUCGCAAACCAUAUCUCAUAUCAAGGUCUGCUUUUCCUUGCUUGAAGAUGCAGGUUUUAACUCAUUCCGUCUAA
Messenger RNA from Puccinia triticina, 261 nucleotides. RefSeq lists its product as uncharacterized. The transcript is spliced from 3 exons. Lineage: Eukaryota; Fungi; Basidiomycota; Pucciniomycetes; Pucciniales; Pucciniaceae. The record is from RefSeq and is a predicted model, not a curated record. The coding region runs from base 1 to 261 and encodes 86 amino acids.